GAGUACAAGGGUGACGUGAUGAACCCCUCCGCGGAGGAGUUCAUGCCGCUCUCCCGCCGCCUGUCGGCCGACGCGCCCGUCUACGUCUCGCCCGCGAUCGACUACUAUGCUCCUCCGUCCACCGACUCUGUCCGUGCAGGUGGCCAGUUUCCUUCCGCCCCAACCUUCUCCACUGUCUCCCCAACUGGUACAUGUGUGAUCUUCAUGGAGCUAGCCAUCAUUGGAUUUGGUAAUACAUAAUCACUUAUUCAGAGAGCCCAAGGUGAGAAGGGACGAGCAUCUAGAACACCACCACCUACUAAUCAGUGAGCUACUAUCUGUCUUUGAAUGAGUUACUUAACAAGAGAAGGCAGGAAUUUCCUACCUUUCUUCUGCAAAUCUGGAAUUCCUUUAUGGCAUGAUCAUGUGAAAAAAGUACCUUGAUGCAGUAAUGGAUUUGAUUAUCACCGGUUACUCUGUUUUCACGAAUUACUAUCCAACUUGGCAUAGGAAUUUUUCCCUAAGAUCCACUAUGCAACCAAUCAAGAGAUCCACUCUGAUUGAGGAGGUUGGGGAGAGUCUAGUGCUUCAAGGAAUGCCGUCACAUGGCACCAGGCGGACAGUAGUCGAGGUGGCGCUACAGGAGGCCAUAGGUGUGAGCGCCAAAGGGUGGAUCUGCGGCGCGGCUAAAGCGGUAGUGAGAAGGGGCAGCUCUCCUCCCACUCCUAAGCUGUCGACGGGGAAGAUGAAUCCGCAGGGUCCUGGUUGGAACAAGAAAUUGAGGAUUGGCGCCUCUGCCCCAAGCUUGACACCUUGCCCACCCCGCAUAAGCGCUUUUGAGAAGGCGGUGAGGGUGUUCAUAAAAAACCCAACUGAAGAUGAGCCGUGGAUCAUAAUUUAGAGAGUCAGUUCCCUGGUACCAAAAACUGUAUGGAGUUUGCGCUGAAGAUGCAGACUGGAAGUGUACUACACUCUGAAUUGCACUGGGUGUGUCCAAAAAAAAUACACCUGCAGCAUACAUUACUGA
Messenger RNA from Triticum dicoccoides, 1006 nucleotides. RefSeq lists its product as uncharacterized. Lineage: Eukaryota; Viridiplantae; Streptophyta; Magnoliopsida; Poales; Poaceae. The coding region runs from base 431 to 880 and encodes 149 amino acids. The record is from RefSeq and is a predicted model, not a curated record. The transcript is spliced from 6 exons.